Molecule: messenger RNA, 393 nt
Organism: Protopolystoma xenopodis
Lineage: Eukaryota; Metazoa; Platyhelminthes; Monogenea; Polystomatidea; Polystomatidae
Source: the annotation of a GenBank genome assembly
AUGGUACACUUUUGUCCGCCCCUUCAAACCUGUAUCGCCGUUUGCCUAUUCAAUAAAUCCUAUUCGCAUGACUCCUUGGCAGAUCGCUUCUUUCUCAACCGCACUGUGCCCGAUCGAGGCGAAUUUGUGCUGACUGAAGCUCCUUUGCUGGCCGCCUGGCAGAACGGCAGAUCAGUCGGUUGGCAACUCGGUGGCAGUGGUUCACCCAGCAUCGGAUCUGCAACAAGCGUGACGUCAUUCAAGAAGUCCGGUCGAGAAGCGGCCGGUCGACUUAUGGAGGCAGAAAAGCCGGCAGCCCUUUUACCGGCUGAGUUCGUGAUUGAUGUCCGUACGAAGACUGGGGAUCCCGUAAGUCUACGAAACGCCACCAGGACAGACAGCUCGAAUCUUUAA